Molecule: messenger RNA, 1906 nt
Organism: Harmonia axyridis
Lineage: Eukaryota; Metazoa; Arthropoda; Insecta; Coleoptera; Coccinellidae
Product: facilitated trehalose transporter Tret1-like
Exons: 3
Coding region: 75-1430 (451 amino acids)
Biological process (GO): transmembrane transport
Cellular component (GO): membrane
Molecular function (GO): transmembrane transporter activity
Source: RefSeq, a predicted model, not a curated record
AUGCUAUUCAUAUCUUCACUUAUACUGUGGAAAUCCUCUUGUCAAUUUCUAUAUUUUAAUUUGCGCAGUUGAUAAUGCCAUUACAAAAUGUUUUUGCACGGUUUUUUGGUUCACACUAUACACUUUUCAUUGUUUUGACAUCAAACCUAUCGAUAUUUGUUAAUGGAAUGACAAUGGCAUGGUCCUCACCUGUUUUAGUGAAACUCAGCAUGAAAGAUGAUAAUCCUCUAGGAAAACCAAUAACUUCACAACAGAGUGAUCUCAUAGGAUCUCUUCUAUUUUUCUCUGCAGCAGCUGCACCCCUUCUGUUUAUGAGAAGCUCCGAAAUCUUAGGAAGAAAACAGACAAUAGUUUUAUGCCUCCUUCCAUCUCUAUUGGGUAAUGGGAUUCUAGUGUUCGCCAGAAGAGUGGAGCUGUAUUAUUUAGCCAGGAUAUUGAACGGUUUAACUAUUGGACCUGUCUAUGGAUUAGUACAAUCCUAUCUAUCGGAAAUUAUUUUUUCAGUGAAAAAAAGAGGACCAUAUCUUGCAAUAAACUCACCAGCCAUACAGGCAGGUAUACUGUUCGCUUAUAUUAUUGGUCCGUAUGUCCCUAUCGCUAUAUUUAACGCAGUCAUAUUCUUUUUAACCUUCUUAACUGUUAUUUUGAUUACUUAUGGAUGCCCCGAGAGCCCAUAUUUUGUGUUGAAAUCCAAGGACAAGAAAGCCUCAUUGAAUAUAUUGAAGCAAUUGGAUGCAAAAGAUGUGGAAAAGGAACUUAUGCAAAUCGAAGAGGAUUUGCUUAAAGAGACACAAACUUCGAUUUUUGCCGUGUUCAAAUCAAAAGAGAACAUGAAACCCUUCGUCAUGGCGACUUUGUUACAAGGUUUGCAGCAAUUUUCAGGUAUAGGUAUUUUGAUGGCUUACAGUCAACAGAUUUUCAUGAGUAGUAGCGAAAUAUUGCCCUCGGAACAGUGUUCGAUACUGGUGGGAAUCAUUCAACUUUUGUCGGCUACCACUUCAACUAUCACAUCAAAAAAAUUUCCAAGAAAAUCUUUAUUGAUAGUGUCAUUGUUGGGAUCAGGUUUUUUUGAUUUGAUCCUCGGCCUAUACUUUUUCUUUGCGAAAAGUUUAAUUGGUUUUAACUGGAUACCACUAGUUGCUUUGGUAUUAUUUGUAAUUUUUUAUAACUCAGGAUUGGAUCCUAUCCCUUGGAUAUUUUUAGGGGAGGUAUUUCCUUCUCAUUUGAAAUCUGUUGGAACUUCUGCCGUAGUUAUUAUUAAUUGGAUAUUAUUUUCUAUUUCAACGUUUGCAUUCACUAAAUUUGAUGUCUAUUUUUUAUUUCUUGCUUAUUCAGUGAGCUGUUUCUUAGGAGUUUUCUAUGUUAAAAUAUUUUUAACUGAAACCAAAGACAAGACUUUGAGAGAAAUUCAAAUGGAAUUGGAGAAAUAAUAUUAACUGUUCAGUGAACAUUCAAUCUUACAAGUAAAUGAGAAAUUUUUUGAAUGUUAUUAGUUGUACCAUAUUAUUUGUGAUGUUUGGGUUUGAGAAAUAUUUUUUCGUUAUUAUUGAUAUUAUCUACGAACAUCCUAACCUAUUCACGAAAAUAUUCUUCAUUUUCAUUUAGAAUAUAUGAUUUUUUACCUAUAUUCCUAGAUGACAUUUUCAUCCUUCAUAAUUGAAUAGAAUAGAAACAUGUUACAUGAUAAUCAUAAAUGUCACAAUAAUGAAAUGCAUAAUAUGAUCGUACUUCAAAUGAUAGUUCUGUUUUGAUUUAAAAUAUAUUUCGAGUAGAAGUAAGCUGAUACGAUACCCGUAUGAAAGUAUAACAAUAAUUUGAGACGAAUAACUUGUGUAAAUCAUAGUAAAUAAUUAUGGUUGAGUGUAAUUUUUCUACAGAAAUAAAAACAGAACAUCCUUUAUAAUCA